Molecule: messenger RNA, 28263 nt
Organism: Emericellopsis atlantica
Lineage: Eukaryota; Fungi; Ascomycota; Sordariomycetes; Hypocreales; Bionectriaceae
Exons: 1
Coding region: 1-28263 (9420 amino acids)
Biological process (GO): secondary metabolite biosynthetic process; amino acid activation for nonribosomal peptide biosynthetic process
Cellular component (GO): cytoplasm
Molecular function (GO): phosphopantetheine binding; catalytic activity
Source: RefSeq, a predicted model, not a curated record
AUGCUGCGAGCGGGCUUCUCCCGCACACACCGAAUAGAGGCCACCGAGAUUGACCUCCACAAGUCAUUUGUCAAGAUGGGAGGAGACUCCAUGAGCGCCAUCCGCCUCAUGAACUACCUACUUGAGAGGGGGGUGGUGGUCACAGUCGCAAACCUACUGGGGAGUUCUCGCCUGAUCGACGUCGAGUGGCACAUGGACCAAACGAAACAACAAAUUGGCUCCUCUUCGCAGACAAAAGCACUUGAGGCCGUGCCAGAAAGAUAUGACGACUACGCGCUGCGAUCUACCACACCCGCCCAUCGAGCCACCUUUGAGCAGCGCAUGCUGCGUGAUCUCAGCAUUGCGUCCUUGAAAGACGUCCAAGCUGUCUACCCCUGCACGUCCGUACAGGAAGGCAUGAUCAUCGCCGUGCUGAAAGAGCCCGAAAGCUACCGAGUAGAGCUCGUCGUCGAAGCGACACCUGUCCGUGCCAACAGCGCCAUAGACAGGAAAGCUCUGUCAGAUGCUUGGGCGCGCACAAUCCAGCGGCACGAGGCACUACGGACAGUCUUUGUGCAGAGCGUGAGGGAAUACGUCCUCUUUGAGCAGGUCGUACUACGAAGCGCGACACCCCAAGUUCGCUCGCUCGAGGGACCUUGCGCCGAUGCACAGAGCCAGUUGCGCUCGUGCCCACCGGUGUAUUUCGACCUGACACGUCCUGCCCAUCACCUUACCUUCUGUGAGGAUGACCAGGGUCGCGUGUUUUGCAAGUUCGAGUUCAGUCAUGCAAUUGUGGACGGCACCUCCUUAUCCAUCAUACUACAAGAACUACGGGAUAUAUACAUCGGCAGGCCGCCUCCCGAGCCCCCUCUGCGUGGAGGCGAUUACCACGCCUUCCUCAGCGCUCAAGACAGCUCCUUGGAGUAUUGGCGGAGACAUCUGAACGGCCAGGGAGCGGCUCCCUUUCCACGGUUGGGCUCUGAGGCGGCCACAGGGCAAGCCUCGCUGGCGGUCGAGCUUGGCAGCCUGGAUCAGCUGGUGUCGGCUUGCCAGACCACGGGCACUACGCCCGCAACACUCAUACAGACGGCAUGGGCGAUGGUGCUGCGCUAUUACACGCAGUCCGACGCGGUGUGCUUUGGCUAUGUGACCUCGGGGCGUGAUGCACCCCUACCCGGACUCGAGAACACCGUCGGCGCCUUUGUGCAUAUUCUGGCGCGACGCAUAGUCCUCGACAACUCGCGCCCCGCCUCUGAGCUCCUUCAAGACGUGCAGGGAGACUUUAUUGAAGCCCUGUCACACCAAUACUGCUCUUUGAAGGAGGUCCUAAGCGCCACGUCCCAGACUGACCGAGCCCUCUUCGACACUGUCCUGUCCUGCAUACACGAUGAUGAAGGCAAGGGCACGUCAGGAGACGCAUCCGAAAGCGAGGAGAUGAAGCUCACAGCGCGAAGUGAGGCGUUCCCUACCGAGUAUCCCGUUUCUGCUGUCGCCAUCAGCACGCCGACGUGCUUGCGCCUCCGUCUCACCUACAAGCUGGACACCUUAUCCGAGACCACGGCCACGUCCCUGGUCGACUCGUUCCGCGCCGCCAUCUCCUGGCUCGCCUCACACCCAGCACAACCCGUGACCGAGUGUCGGCUUUUCAGCCGUCAUGAUCUGGACGCCAUGCGCCAGUGGCACACGAAUCCGCCGCCUCUGGUAGAUGCAUGCUUGCACGACAUGAUUGCAGAGCAGACGGUUUCCUAUCUUGACCGAGAAGCUAUCUUAGCCCCAGAGGGUUCCUUUACGUACCGGGAGCUCGAGCGCAAGGUGACGCUGCUCGCUGCCUACCUGCAACAGCAGUACCAGAUCGGGCCCGAAUCGCAUGUGCUGUGCUGUUUUCCCAAGUCCGCCUGGACGGUCGUGUCCAUGUACGGUAUCCUGAAGGCUGGGGCCGCCUACGUGCACGUCGAGACCAGGCACCCGAGAUCCCGCAUCGCCACCAUCGCCGAGAGCUGCCAGAGUCGUUGGAUCCUGACGAGCGCCGAGUCAGCAGGUCUCGUGGCAGGGGUGGUACCGAACGUGUUGACAAUCGACGGCGACUUUAUAGACAGUCUGGAGUCCCAGGUCAGCGCGGAGGCAUUGCAGACCGCGGUGACGCCGACCAAUGUGGCUUCCAUUAUAUUCACAUCCGGAAGCACGGGCGUGCCCAAGGGCAUCGUCAUGGAGCACGCUGCCUUUUGCAACUCCUUCAUUGCCUUGGAGCGUGACAUUGGCUGGACCAAGCCGUUGCGCAUGUUGCAAUACUCGGCCCAUACGUUCGACGUCGUCUCGCUCGAAGUGUUUUACACCCUCUGGAAGGGUGGCUGUAUCUGCAUACCCUCCGAGCACGAAAGGGUCAACGCCCUACCCAGUGCCAUACGACGCCUGAAUGCCAGCGCAGCGUUGCUGACCCCGUCCGUGGCCAGUACCUUCACCCACGCCGACGCACCCUGUCUCGAGCAGCUUCUUCUCGGCGGCGAGGCGAUCCCGCAGUCCGUCCUCGACAGCUGGGCCUCCCUGAGAAGAAUUGGAAUCUACGGCCCAGCUGAGGUCUGCACCUGUUCAGCCUGGAAUCCGCACCUUGGGAGCAUAGGAAAGACCACCACGCUGGGCCGUGUCUCAGGACUCGGCCUGUGGGUUGUCAGCCCCGAUGACCACAAAACGAUAUUGCCUCUGGGCUGUGUGGGCGAGCUAGUGAUCCAGGGUCCGACGCUUGCCCGUGGCUAUCUCGGUCAGGCCGGCGCCGACGCGUGGCUGGUAAAUGCGGCAUCCUUCCUACCCAAGCUGGAGGGCGUCGAUGGUCAUCGAGCCUACAAGUCAGGGGAUCUCGUGCGAUACAACACGGCUGGUACCAUUGACUUUAUCGGCCGCAAGGACAGCCAGGUCAAAUACCAUGGACAGCGUAUCGAACUCGGCGAGAUUGAGACGCAACUGGUCCACAUCUCACCACCAGGCGUGGGCGGCAUGGUCGAACUCGUCACGCACAAAGUGACUGGCCGGCAGAUGCUUGUCCUCAUCUUGUGGUUUGUGGACAGCUCGCACCUAGACGUGCCGUCUGCGGGCGUCGCUCGGCCCAUGGCAAAGUCGGAACUUACCCCUGAAAUCGGCGAGGUGAUACGGCAAGUGAUGGAGAGACUCGGCAAGAGACUUCCAACGUACAUGGUCCCCACGCUGGCCAUCCCUCUCGCGGGUACGCCGGUCCAGACGUCGUCCGGCAAGACAGAUCGCAAGCCGCUCCGAGCCAUAGCCCAGCAGCUGAGCCCUCAAGAUCUCGCCCUCUUCUCCUCCAUAGAACGGCCGGCUGUGGCAAAUGAGCUGAGUGAGACGGCCGUGGCUCUCCGUCAGCUCUGGGCCCAGAUCCUCAGCAUGGACGCGUCUCUUAUCCAAGGCCAUCACCACUUCUUUCGCCUGGGGGGCGACUCCAUCGCCGCCACGAAGCUGGUCACUCUCGCCUUCAAAAAGGGUCUCGAGCUCAGCGUGGCUGCUAUCUUUGCCUCCCCCAUCUUGGAAGACAUGGCCAGCACCACCAAGCGAGCAUCAUCUUUGGAACUGGCCCAUCUUGCUCCCUUUGAACUCGUGCCACAAGGCGUGAGCCCGAGCGAGAUAAGGCGCGUUGCUUCCGUGACCUGUGGUGUCUCUCUCAGCCAAGUCAAGGACGCGUAUCCUUGUACAACACUCCAAGAGGGGCUCAUGGCCAUCUCGCUCAGGAAUCCUCGCGCGUACAUUGCUGUGGGUGCGUACAAGCUGCCGGAUAACGUCGACCUGGAGCGUCUAUCCUCGGCAUGCACCGCGCUUGUCGAGCGCAGCGACUUGCUCCGAACACGCUUUGUCGAUGUCGAGGGUGUCGGGCUGCUGCAAGUCGUGCUAGACGAUGUCCUCCCCUGGGAAAGUGCCACGAGUCUGGACAAUUUCCUCCGCUUGGAAGAUGCCCCGCCGACGAGCCUAGGGGCGAGGAUGACUCGAUGGAGCCUAGUAGAAGAGGCGGGUAGUGGCAGGCAUCUGGCUCUGGCAAUUCAUCACUCCCUCUUUGACGGCCACAGUUUGGGGUUGAUGCUGCGGGAGCUACAAGACCUGUACGAUGGACUUGAGCUGCCCGCCCCGCUCCCCUUCGUGCACUUUGUGAAUUAUCUCGCAGAGAAACGCGACGAUGAGGCGGAGAAGAGCUACUGGCAAGACCAGUUCUCCAGAUCCAACCCUUUCCCGCUCCCCUUUCAGUCUCACCUGCCAGCGUCACCGACCUUACAGAAGGACCUCCCCCAGGGCCAGAAGGAUUUCGUGAUUCCUGGCGUCAAGACGAACCACACCAGUCACAGCCUGCCAACCCUCCUCCGGGCUGCCUGGGCUAUUGUCAACGCCAAGUAUGCAGGGACCCACGAUGUCAUCUUCGGCGUCACGGUAUCUGGACGCACAGCUACCGUGGCCGGGAUUGACAGCAUCGUUGGUCCCACCAUCGCCACGGUCCCUCUGCGGAUUCUUGUCGACAGAGAAACGUCUGUCGCUGGACUUCUCGAAGCGGUCCGCGACCAGAUGAUUCACAUGUUCGACUUUGAACAGUCGGGCAUCCAGAACAUUGCCCGCAUGGGAGGAGACACGGCCAACGCCGCCACCUUUGACACGCUCCUCGUUGUGCAGCCUCCAGGAGCUGCCAAACAGAUUCAGCUCUUUGAGCAAGACCCGGUCGGAUCCUCGGAGAUUGGUAAGUUAGGAUAUGGAUUUGUACUGACCUGCAGCCUCCGAGACGACAAUUCCAUUCACUGCAAUGUCAUCUACGACCAGACGCGCAUCGCCAGUGAGCGCGCCGAAGGAGUGUGCGGCCACUUUCACGAGGCAUUCCGCCAGGUGGCCGAAGCCAGGGCGGAUCUGCCUCUUCGCGAGAUCGACAUGGUGACGCGAGGUGAUAUCUCGACUCUGCAGGCUUGGAACACGGAGACCCCCCAAGAAGUCUGUCUGUCGGUUCCGCGUUUCAUUGAGCUGCAGAACGCCAGCCGUCCUGGAGCCAUUGCGGUGGAGUCGGGACAUGUCCGUCUUACCUACGAGGAGCUGAACUCCGUGUCGGAUCGCCUGGCCUCGUACAUACUAUCGCGAGGCGUGAAGCCACACCAGAUGAUCCCCUUUUGCUUGGAAAAGUCGGCGUGGACCAUUGUGGCCAUGCUCGGCAUCAUGAAAGCCGGGUGUGCGUUUGUACCUCUUGAUCCCUCCCACCCUCGCCAUCGGUGGCAAGCAAUAUUGGAGCAAAUCGAUGCCAGUCUGGUCCUGGCUUCAGACAGUACACAAUCUCGAUUCGCCGACUUGGGUGUGGAGAUGCUGGAGGUAUCGGGAGAUAUCAUCGCCAGCCUCCCUGCCAGUAGGGUGAGUUUGCCAGAGGUCACAAACAAGCAUUUGGCAUACGUGUUGUUCACGUCUGGCACGACGGGCAAGCCCAAGGGCGUCAUGAUUGAACAUGGCGCGGUCUGUACCAGCUUUCAGGGUAUCACGGCCUAUCUAGGCUUUGAUCAGUCCACAAGAGUCUUACAGUACUCGCCGUAUGUGUUUGAUGCGUGCUGCCUCGAGAUCUUCGGGGCGUUGCUCCGCGGGGGCUGUGUCUGCGUACCAACAGAGGAUGAGUGCCAACAUGACAUAGCGGGAGCGAUCCGGAGGAUGGGUGUCACCUUUACCGCGCUGACAGCCUCUCUGUCGCGGCUCUUCACACCGGACGAGGUGCCUAGCUUGAAGUCGAUUCUCCUAGGAGGCGAGGCGAACACCCCCGACGUCGUCAGCACCUGGUCGGCAACCCAGGGACACGCUGGUUACGGGCCUACCGAGGCUUGCACUGGCGCGACUGCGAGACUCUGGGAGACGCCGCAAGACACCCCUUCGAACAUUGGCAAGGCUGUCAAUUGCACAACGUGGGUGGUGGACCCCAGCGACCCCGAGAAGCUCGCGCCCGUCGGGUGUAUCGGUGAGCUCGCCAUCCAGGGGCCCACGCUGGCACGUGGAUACUUGGGAAGUCCGAACCAGACAGCCAGCGUCUUUCGAGACGCACCACGAUGGAUGCGGGAGGUCACCGCAGACACUGGACGUAUCUACCUGACCGGUGACCUCGUGCAGUAUGAGUCGGACGGCUCGCUCAACUUUAUAGGGCGGAAAGAUAACCAAGUCAAGCUCAACGGGCAACGAAUCGAGCUUCGGGAGGUGGACGCCUAUGUAGAAGGGCUCGCCCCGGGAAUUGACUGCGUCUCGGAGAUUGGCACGCCGCUCGAAGGCCGAUCCACGCAGCUCCUGGCCAUGUUUUUCCAGUCAAAACACGCCUUCGCGUCGCAAGAGACGUUCCCCCCUCUCGCGGACGAGGAGGUCACUUGGCUCAAGGGGCUCGCCACUGAUCUGGCAGCGCGUGUCCCGGGCUAUAUGGUUCCCCGACUUUGGAUCCCCUUGAAAAAGCUGCCCCUGACCAUCGCGGGGAAGCUCGAUCGCGGUGCGCUCAAGCGAGCCAUUCACGAUCUGGGCGCGGCGCAGAUCACAAAUUACAGCCUGAUCACCACCGGAGAUCGGAAGGCGGAGGUGACGAACGCCUGGCAGUCAAGCCUGCGAGAUCUCUGGGCGUCGGCGUUGCAGUUGGAAGCAUCUGCGAUCGGCGUGAACGACAACUUUUUUGCACUGGGGGGUGACUCGAUCGUCGCGAUGAGGCUUGCCUCGAGUGCGAGGAAGAAUGGGCUGGACCUCGACGUCCCCACUAUUUUCGCGAAGCCUACCCUAGAGCUCAUGUCCACGGCGGUGCGACGCACGAUGCAGAGCCAAGACGAGGGCGCCUAUGUGGUCUUUUCCUCUAUACCGGGACCGGAAAGAACAGAGAUUCUUGCCAUCAUCAGCGCGCAACUCGGCACGGUCAAAGAAUGUGUCGAAGACGUCUAUCCAGCUACCCAUAUGCAAGAGGCUCUGAUCUCCUUGUCAUUGAAGAACCCUGGCUCGUACGUUGCCCAGCAUGUGUUCCGCCUGCCAAAAGAUUUGGACGCCGAGCGUCUGUCCACGGCAUGGGCGUCUGUUGUUUCAGCGUGUUCUGUCUUGCGAUCGAGGAUUGUGCAAGUCCACGGCGUGACCUACCAGGUCGUCCUGGACGAGGAGGCAUCAUGGUCUACUGCGCAGUUGGCAGACGUAGCAGACGAGAAGCAGUUCAUGGCACAUCUCAGAGAGAGAACCCGUGGCGAUAUGUCUCUCAACACAACGCUGUGCCAGGUGACAUUGUUCGAAGCUGCUUUGGACAGGUAUAUAGUGUUGACCGCACACCAUGCCAUCAUCGACGGUUGGUCGGUCGGUCGGAUUCUGUCUUUGCUGAGCGAUGCAUACCAUGGCGCAUCACUAAGCCCUCCGCCAGACUUUGCCACCUUUUCCAUCCAGGCGCGCGAUGUGAACGAGCAAAGUGAGGCCUUCUGGGCCAGAGAGCUGGAAGGCGCUGAGGACUCGCGCUUCCCCCAAACGCAGGUUGACAGCCAGCAGCAGCAAGAGCAGCCCGAGACCACCGCUUUCUACAAGAGUCGCGUCAAAUUGCCCAGACGUGCGAAAAGCAAGGAGACUACCGUGCCCACUCUCAUCCGCGCUUCCUGGGCUCUCACGGUUGCGCAGCGGUGCGGCUCGACGGAUGUGACUUUUGGAAACGUGGUCUCAGGCCGCAAUGCGCCCGUCUCGGAGAUUGAAGAGAUUGUUGGCCCGACGGUGGCCACGAUACCGUUACGCGCUCACACGCCGGCGGACGAGACCGUUGGGGCCUUCUUGAGCAAGGUGCAAGGCCAGUCUGCGCGCGCCAUGCACCACGAGCAAUUCGGCCUCCAGAACAUUGCCAAAAUCUCCGCUGAUACGAGACGCGCCUGUGAUUUCACCAACAUUCUUGUCAUCCAGCCCAGCGCACUGGCCACGGAUGGAAAAGGUCUCGAGCUCCAGCCGGUGGACAACGAAGACAGCCACGCUGGGUUCAUGGCCUACCCUCUUGUGUUGCAGUGCACUGUUCGCAGCAACGAGGAGAUUGAGCUGGGCUUUAGCUAUGUCACCAAGUAUCUCAACUUGAUGGUGGUCGAAAGCCUGGCAAGGCAGAUGCACCUCUUCCUUGAGCAGCUUUGCCAGGCAGAUGCAGCAUCAUGCCUCGGCCAUCUCCAGACAUGCCAUGCUCUCGAUAUCAAGCGCAUGAAGGUAUGGAGGCCAAGCACGGUUCCAGACGCGGUAUCUGCCGUGGCAGUUGGCCACCCAUCCGAGCCUGCUCUCCAGGCGUGGGACGGCGGACUGUCCUAUGGAGACCUCGAUGUCCUCACGGACAAACUGGCAGACAAGCUGGUGGACCAGGGCAUCGGCAGUACGGAUCUUGUGCCCAUCUGCUUCGAGAAGUCCCUCUGGGCUAUUGUCGCCAUGCUGGGUGUCAUGAAAUCCGGUGCGGCCUUUGUGCCCCUGAACCCGGACGACCCAGCGAGCCGCCGCAACGAUGUGCUGUCGCAGAUCCAUCCCAAGGCCAUCCUCUGCUCCGAGCUGAUGCUUUCACGCUGCACAGGCCUCGCCAAUCUCGUCAUGACAGUAGGCAGGGAGAUCACGACGGAGGAGAGGCGUUCUGAGUCAGCCCUGGCGAGCGCACGCAUCGCAGCGGCCGACCAGGUGGCGUACGUCUUCUUCACCUCCGGUAGCUCUGGCACACCCAAAGGUGUUGUGAUGGGACAUGCAGCGUUCCAUGAGAGUGUCGUGGGCAUUGGACGUCGCAUGGGACUCGAAGCUUCCAGUCGCGUGCUGCAGUACUCUGCUUUUGUCUUUGACGUCUCCCUCGCCGAAAUCUUCGCCACGCUCGUCACGGGCGGGUGCGUCUGUAUUCCGUCCGACAAGGCGCGUAUGAACGAUAUCGCCUCCGCGAUGCGAGAGAUGGCUGUCAAUUUUGCCUUCCUGACGCCGUCUGUGUCGAGGCUGCUCACGCCGGCUGCUGUACCUCGUCUAGAGACCCUCAUUCUGGGUGGAGAGGCGGCCACCAGCGGCGACGUGCAGAUAUGGGUCGGCCAUGUGCGUCUGUUGAAUGGAUACGGGCCCACCGAAGCGUGUAUCUACAGCGCCUGUUACGAAUGGCUGCCCGGGCGCGAUGAGGUGUCUACAAGCAUCGGUGCCGGCCUGAACUGCGCUUGCUGGAUUGUCGACCCGGAGAACCACGACCGGCUCGUCAGCCCCGGUUGUGAGGGUGAGUUGCUUCUGCAAGGCUCGAUCCUGGCCCGUGGCUAUCUUCACGAUGACGAAAAGACGGCGUCCGCCUUCGUCACCCACCUAGCUUGGGCCGCAGCGGCCGGGCUUGCACCGAGUACGCGUCUGUAUAAGACAGGGGACCUUGUUCGCUACGGGGAUGUGAACAGGAUCGACUACCUAGGCCGAAAAGACUCGCAGAUCAAGAUCAACGGCCAGCGCGUGGAGGCUGGCGAGGUCGAGUACCAGCUCAAAGAGGCCUGGGCAAGUGGUCAUGUCCGCGAUGUUACAGUCCUGUCCAUCGACAACCUUGGGCAGCGGCUUGGCAGCACUCUUGUGGCCUUUGUGUGGAAAGCCGACGAGCAGGGCGCAGAGGAAAGGGACGCCUCGUCCUUGGAGCCCGCUAUUCCUCCCCAGCUUGACUCGUUCCGCGAUGAGGGUGAGGCAGCGCUGUCCGUGAUGUGCCGCAAGGUCGGUCAGCACAUGCUUCCCACGCACUUCUUCUCAGUCAACUAUAUGCCCAAGAGCACUGCGGGCAAGACCGACAGGAAGAAGCUGGAACAAUGGGCUCGCUCACUGCCAACGGACGUGGUCCUGGCCUCCGCCCUACCCCGUCGGCGGAGCGGCAAUAUUGCCUUGUCCACCGAUAAGGAGAGAAUCCUCCAAAGCCUGUGGAGCGUGGUUUUGAAUCUGGAUGCUGACUCUAUCAUGGCGAAUGAUAGUUUCCUUGCCGUUGGUGGCGAUUCCAUUCGCUCCAUCCACCUUGUCCAGUUGGCAAGAGAAAAGGGGCUGGCUCUGACAGUGGGACAAAUCUUUGAAACACCCGUAUUGUCUGAUAUGGCCCUCCACGCACCCGCUCUCGAGGAUGACGAGACCACAGAUGGCUUCAUGGUCGAGCCGUUUUCCAUCCUCAACAGAGACCAAGAUCAACAAAGCCUGAUGGACCAACUGGCCGAGGCUUGCAACGUGGCUCCAAACAGUAUAGCCGACGCAUAUCCAUGCACCGCGCUCCAAGAGGGCAUGAUGGCGCUUUCGAACAAACAGACAGGAUCCUACAUGGCACAGGUUCCCUUCGAGGUUGCUGCCGACACGGACAUUGACAAGCUCAGGAUGGCGUGGCAAUGUGCGUCGGAUCGAGUUGAGAUCCUUCGGACCCGAAUCGUGGCCGGUCCCAAGGGAGAUCUCAUCCAGGUUGUCCUGAAGCCGACAGACAUCGAGUGGACUAAAGUCACAGCCCCGUCGCUCGACGCCUUCAUGCGAGACGGUAUGCAAGCUCCCAUGGCCCUGGGCACUUCGCUCUGCCGCUUCACACUCAUCAAGCAGGGCAGCACAAAGUUCUUCCUAUGGACAAUCCACCACAGUCUAUACGACGGAUGGUCCAUGGACCUCGUUCUGAGCAUGGUCGACAAGCUCUAUCGCGGGUCUGAAGUAGCGGAUCACACCCCAUUCGUCAACGCAAUCGCUCAUAUUGAAUCGCGAGAUCUGGCCGAGCAGCAAGCCUUCUGGCGGAGCGAACUCAAGGGCCCCCCUGGCGCGUCGUAUCCACCGCUCCCUGCCGUUAACUACGUCCCAAAGGUGAAUGCGGUGCGGACUCACGACUUCACUGUGCAGAGGGAUCAAGGAUCGGGCAUCACGUUUCCCACUAUUCUCAAGACGGCCUGGGCUCUGCUCUUGUCUCGUUACUCGGGCACGGAAGAUGUUGUACUUGGUCUCACCACUACUGGCCGUCAAAUGGACGUGCCUGGCGUGCAGUCGAUCAUCGGCCCCCUUGUCACCACCCAUCCCAUGAGGAUCAGGCUGCCGCCGACCUGCAGUGUUGCGUCCAUUCUGGAAGGGGUGCAGAAGCAAGGCACAAAGAUGAUACCCUUCGAGCAACUUGGCCUGCAAAACGUCAGUAAGCUCAGCGAGGACUGUCGCAUUGCUUGUGACUUUCGUGUCCUCGUGGUAGUGCAGCCUUACAAGGGCGAAGACGGGGACCAAAGUAAGAACAUCAUGACGCCCGUCUUCGAAGAGGGAGGCUUCGAGUCUUUCCACACCUAUCCCAUUGUGGUGCAGUUGUUUAUCCAAGCCCACAAUGGCGUUCGUGUGCACGUCACCCACGAUCCCGCCGUGAUCGACGCAGACCAGGUUGAGGCCAUCUGCCACCAGCUCGAGAGUGUCACCGCACAGCUUUGUGGCAGCAACGUCGAGGAUGUCAAGGUGUCUGAUCUGGACCUCGUCAGCCCCUGGGAUAAAACCCGGCUCCUGCAAUGGAAUGCGUCUUGCCCCGAGCCGGUGCAGCAUCUUUUGCAUGAGGAAAUCAGAUAUCGGGCCUCGAAGAGGCCAGACGAGCCCGUUCUCUGUGCUUGGGACGCCCAACUCACCUAUGGGCAGUUUGACAAGCUCACGGACGCCCUGUCGGAUUAUUUGGUGAGAGUACACAACGUGCAAGUCGGAGAUUAUGUGCCACUUUGUUUUCCACAAUCCGCCAUGGCCAUUGUGUCCAUGGUGGGCAUCAUGAAGACUGGCGCUUCUUUCGUUCCUCUUGAUCCUGCGCACCCGACAGCUCGCCAGUUGCACAUCCUGGAGAAGCUCCAGGCCCGAUUGCUGCUAGGCUCCGAGUCGACUACUGCGAAAUGCGCUGAGCUAUCAGGCAAUGUUGUUCUCGUCACCUCUUCGUUUUUGAACACGUGUGCCUCCGAGGCAGACCUGUCAUCCGCCAAGCACCUGCCACAGGGUCUACAUCCCCAGAGUGCGGCGUACGUGAUCUUCACAUCGGGCUCCACGGGUGUGCCAAAGGGCCUCAUCAUGCCCCAUUCGUCCGCCUUCACCGCUUUGAAGGACAUUGGGGCCCGGAUCGGACUGGGGACGAGGACGCGCACCCUGCAAUUUGCGUCGUACGUGUUCGAUCUGUGUAUUGGCGAGAUCUUUGCCACACUUCUCUCGGGGGGCGCCUUGUGUAUCCCAUCGCCCGAGGAACGCCUCGAUGACUUCUCCGGUUUCGUUUCCCGUGCCGCCGUGAACACGCUCUGGCAAACGCCCACCUUUGUUCGUCUCUUUACACCUGCCACACUCCCCAGUGUCGAUACACUGAUUCUCGCGGGCGAGAGCGUGACGCGGGACAUUGUCGCCGACUGGGCUGAGCAUGUUCAUCUCUGGAAUGCCUGGGGUCCUAGCGAGUGCUGCAUGGCCAGCACAUUGCACAAGUUCACUUCCCCCACGGAUUCUCCCUCGACCAUCGGCCGCUCUGUUGGAGGCCUGUGCUGGGUCGUGGACCAGGGUGAUCACUCCAAGCUGGCUCCCGUGGGCUGUAUGGGAGAAAUUGUCAUCACAGGCCAUACUAUAUCCAAAGGAUACCUUGGAGCGCCUGAGCUGACCGCAGACGCAUACAUAGAAACGCCUCCUGCCUGGCUGUCUUCUCUCAGCUCAACCAUCGAGUCACGUCUCUACAAGACGGGCGAUCUCGGAAAGUUCAACAGCAAUGGGACCUUGGAAUUCCUCGGCCGAAAAGACACGCAAGUCAAAAUGCGAGGCUUCCGCAUAGAACUGGCCGAGAUUGAAUUUCAUCUCAGGUCUCAUUCUGCACCCAUCCAGGAUGUUGCUGUGGAGUUGAUCCAAUCUUCUGCGGCUGCAGGUCGCGAUAUGCUGGCCGCGUUCUUUACGUUGAGCACGGAGAGGUCCAACACGCAGCCAACAGACCAGCCAGACCCAGCUUCUUUGCUCCUCCCUAUGGAUAGUGUGCUUCGAGAUGAGCUCGCCACCUUGUCCGGCCUUCUCGGCACCGUCAUGCCGUCGUACAUGGUCCCGGAUCUCUUCGUUCCUCUGCGCGAAAUCCCCGUCAUCACCUCCACCAAGACCAACCGAACGGCGCUGCGGGCUUUGGGAGAAUCCUUGUCCCAAGGGCAACUGAAAACAUACAGCCUUGCGGAGACGACCAAGCGCACAGUGUCGACAGACGAAGAAAGACUGCUGGCGUCAGUCUGGGCUUCCAUCCUAAACAUUACAGUAGCCGACAUUGGAAAGGAUGACAAUUUCCUCCAACUGGGAGGCGACUCUAUUGCAGCUAUUCGCUUGGCUUCUGCCGUACGAGAGGCUGGAUACUUUAUUGGGGUGUCGGAUGUCUUCGCUGACCCCCGGCUUUCCCAGCUGGCGUUGCGCAUGGCGCCCUUGGAGGAGUCCGAGCAAGAUCAAGAAGACGUCUCUCGAUUUGGUCUUCUCGCCCCAAAUAAAGACCCGAACCAUCUUGUAAGGUCUAUUGCGAGUCGAUACGACCUUGACAAGGACGCCAUAGUCGAUAUUUACCCUUGCACCGCCCUCCAAGAGGGCAUGAUGUCUUUGACGUCGAGACAAUCCGAAUCGUACAUUCAACGCCAUGUGUUCAAGCUACCACGUGAGCUCGAUAUGCGUCGGUUGCGAAGCGCCUGGGAUGCAACCGUCGCUGCCAACGACAGCAUGCGCACCCGCAUAGUCCAGGGACCAACUGCACAGCUACAGAUUGUUCUUGACGAACAGCUAAGAUGGGUCGAAGAAACGUGUCUUGAUGUCGGAGAGUACCUGGAGAGCCAUCCCAAGCCAUUCCUCACCUACGGCAACCCCCUGUCGUCGUUUGUUCUCCUUCGAGACCGCCAUGGUGAUGCCUACCUUGUGUGGGUGUGCCACCACGCGCUCACAGACGGCUGGUCACUCGGUCUCGUGCUGAAUCAAGUUCAAAACAUAUACAUGGCGGAAGAGAGUGUAGGCAUCUGGGGAGAUUCCACGACGCCCACAAAGGCACCGUUCUCCAAGUUCAUUGCCUACCUCCAAGGGUGUGAUGCAAACGACUCUGCCAAGUUCUGGGAGUCCCAAUUGAAACCCAUCAACAACGCUCUUCCAACGCAUUUCCCACCAGCGCAGAAACAUUCGAGCAGUCUGGAGCAUUUGCCACACCAUUUGACAAGUCACAAGACGUUUCCGCUGCCACAGUCAAACGAAGGCGAAGUGACACUUUCAACUAUUCUCCGAGCGGCCUGGACUCUCGUCCUUUCCCAAUGGUCAGGAUCCAAAGACAUACUAUUCGGGUCGGUGAUGUCCGGGCGAAACGUCCCCGUGGCGGGCAUAGAGGACAUUGUCGGACCCACGAUCACCACAGUUCCUGUGCGUGUGGCCUUGCCUGGCGAUACGACCACAGCCAGAGCCUUUCUCCGUAACAUCCAGCUUCAAGCCAACGAGAUGACGCCCCAUGAGCAUUUUGGCGUCCAGAACAUUGCUCAGCUCAACGCAUCGACGCGCGUCGCGUGUGGCUUCCGAAACCUCUUUGUGGUUCAACCUCUGAACCGAUACACCAAUGAUCUUGGCAUUGAAAUGGCUCACGUUGAGGCGCACGGCAACUUUAUUGACUAUCCCCUCAUAUUUGAGUGCUUGCUCGGUGACACGGAAGUUGCCACUAGAGUGACAUUUGAUCCACGCCUGCUUUCAAACUUCCAGGUGGAAGCCAUGUGUGAUCAGUUCGCUUCACUCUGCGCUCAGCUCGUCGGAAACGACGACACGGUGUCCCUCCUCGACGUAGCAUAUGCAAGCGCGCAAGAAGAGACAACGAUCAUGACAUGGAACCAAGAGAGCGCGGGAGACCUGAGUGUCGAGGAACGAACAAUACCCGAGCUCUUUGCAUCGAAAGUCGCCCGUUGCCCCGACGCAGAGGCCAUCUACGUGUCCGCCGAAGGAGAAAGCCGGGACAUCUGGACGUAUGCAAGGCUUAGUGCAGCCGUCAAGAGGCUUGCCAAUCACUUGCGGCUUAUAGGAGACUGCAAGCCUGGGGAUGCUGUUCCCGUAUGCUUCGAGCAUUCUGUCUGGUACACCGUGUCCAUCCUUGCUGUGCUUAGCACCGGAGCCUUUUUUGUGCCUCUUGAUCCCAAGCACCCGCAAGAACGAAGACGGGACAUUCUCGAGCAACUGGGCGCGAAAAUCCUGCUUGGCUCCUCGGAAGGUGCGGCAGCGUCCACCGGCAUGCUGCCCAUUGUUCUCGAGGUGUCGUCGUACUUGGAUCAACAGCUCAUGGUCAACGAGUCGUCGCAGCCAUCCAGUGUGCAGCCCGACGUCGCGUCUCCUUCGCAGCUGGCCUACAUUCUUUUCACAUCUGGCAGCACAGGCAAGCCAAAGGGUGUCAUGAUCAGCAACAGAGCCCUGGCUACAGCGCUACGCAACCAUGUCGAGCCUUUCAAGAUGGGUGCCCACAGCCGCGUCCUGCAGUUUGCUUCCCAUGUCUUCGACGCCAGUAUCUCGGAGAUCAUCGGCACACUCCUCCACGGCAGCACCGUAUGCGUUCCCAGCGAGACGCAGCGCAUGAACCCGCACCAUCUUGCGGAGUUCAUGGUGGAAGCCGAUGUCAAUUGGGCCUUCCUGACCCCUGUUGUCUCCCGGCUCAUCUCUUCCACCCACUUCCCGUCAUUGGAGACGAUUGUGGUCGGCGGUGAAGCUCUCGCUCCUAGUGUGAUCAGCCCCUGGCUAGACGCUGGCGUCCGCUUCAUACAAGCAUAUGGCCCUACCGAGACCACCAUCUUCAUGACCGCCCACCACAUGACGGCUCCUGAGCCACCGGCUAUCAUUGGGCGCGGUGUAGGGUAUUCCAGUUGGAUCGCAGACCCCAACGACUACACAAAGCUCGCGCCCAUCGGCUGCGUGGGUGAGCUCAUUGCCCAAGGGCCCUCGUUGGCGGAGGGCUACCUGAGAGAUGAAGACAAGACCCGAGCAGUGUUCCGUCCGGCACCGGCUUGGGCUCUUCGGUUCUCUGGAGCUGCGGAGGGUAAAGUGUAUUGCACGGCCGAUCUUGUCCGCUACAUCGGACCUCGGGGCGAGAUGGAGUUUGUCGGCCGCAAAGACACACAAGUGAAGCUUCAUGGGCAGCGUAUUGAGUUAGGCGACGUUGAACAGCACCUGCACUCUCAUCUCAGUGGCGUCCCUCACUUGUUUGUCGAUAUUUUGAACACGCACUCUAUUGUCGACGGCAAGGAAGAAGAGCAGGAGCACCUUGCGGUAUUCUUCUGCUUUGACAAUGUGGUGAAAGGAGCCGAUGUUCGUUAUGACGACGAUACCCUUCUUCAAGAGUUCUUUGGUGAAGGAAAGCAGCUGCUCGCCGACGCCGUUUCUCGUCUGGAGUCGAAGCUUCCCAGCUACAUGAUACCAACCCUCUUUGUUCCCCUGAACUUUCUACCUACCGUCACGAGCACCAAGGCUGAUUGGAAAGCUAUUAAGCGUAUCGCCUCCAGCUUGGGAGCGUUUGCGCUUCGAGAGAAAUAUGCUCUCGAAACGGCAUCCGAUGCUAUCAGACCACCAGAAACGGCUAUGCAGAAAUUUUUGGCAAGCUUAUGGGCGUCUGUACUUGGAGUGUCGGAAGCAUCGAUUGGCCUUGACAGUAGCUUCCUGCGUCUGGGUGGUGAUUCCAUUACCGUUAUCCGACUUGUUACCAUGGCGAGAGACUCGGGGAUUGACCUGGAGGUGGAAGUGGUCUACCGAAACCAACGCCUGGAAGCCAUGGCCUCGGCUUGCGACGAGCUGCGCGUGGUUGAAGAGUCUCAGAUCGUGCCAUUUAGUCUUCUUGACGGUGCCACUACCUUGGAGGAUGUCAAGACAAGCCUGGCACAAGCUUGGGAUAUGGAUCCAGCAUUGCUGGAUCCGGCAUUGAUAGAAGAUGCCUACCCUUGCACUUCCCUCCAAGAAGGAAUGAUCGCUUUGACCGAAAAGAAUCCCGGCACAUAUGUUGCUAAUAUGAUUUUCAAGCUUGGCCAGGGGGUUGACCCGCAACGCGUCAAGGCGUCAUGGAAUCAAAUUGUUGCCGAGACGCCCAUCCUGCGGACCAGAAUCGUCUGGCUCGCCAACGGGAGAGCCAUCCAAGUCGUUCUUCGAGAAGGCUGCCCUUGGCACAUAGGAACCAUUACAGGCCCUGCCGACAGCCAAGCCAUGGAACCAGGGUUUGCACCCAUCGGCUACGGCACACCUUUGUCACAGCAUGCCCUCCUUACUCAAGAACCCACGAGUGAGGUUUUCUUCGCGUGGAACAUUCACCACGCAGCCUAUGACGGGUGGUCUUUGGACCUCUUGUUUGCGCGGUUCAGUGAGGUGUACGGAAACCCCAUUCUAGCGCUCGAGACACCUCCUCGGACACCGUAUGCAAGCUUCAUUGCCCACAGCGAACGUGUCCGAGAGACGGCAGCGGCCUACUGGACUCAAACGCUGGAAGGGGCGAGAUGCACGGAUUAUCCUCGACUAUUUAACACCAGCACGCAACAAGGCAUCCGCACAGAUGCCACCUUGAGGCAGUCCUUCACCAUCAAGUCCACCAGGCGCCAACUCGCUUCGUCAGAUGUGACCUUGGCAAACCUCAUGACGGCAGCGUGGGGUCUCACAUUGUCGACCCAAGCCAGCGACGGCUCGGGCUCGCUGGAUGAAGUCACCUUUGGCACAACUGUCUCGGGUCGCAAUGCGCCUGUCGCAGGCAUCGAGUCAGUUGUAGGACCUAUAGUGACCUCUCUGCCCAUGCGUGUGCCCCUCGGCACGUCGGCGACUGUCGGGACAUAUCUCAGGCAGGUCCAGGAGCAGAGCGUCGCAAUCAUCCCUCACCAGCAGUUUGGACUGCAGAACAUUGCGAGGCUAAGCAACGAUGCCCACUCUGCGUGUGACUUCCGCACACUCCUGGUGAUUCAACCUGCCAAGCUAGCGGCGGUCGAUCGAGGUUCGCCCGAUGGUCAACAGCCUCUGCUUCCAGUUCACGACACAGAGGGCACGAUUGAGGACGACUUCUUUACAUACCCGGUAGUCUUCCAGUGCCAGAUCCCCCAGCAUGAGGAUUCUGAUAUAUCCCUUACCGUCGCAUACGCUUCAAACGUGAUCACGGGUGAAGAAGUCAAGCUACUUUGUGGCCACUUCCAGCAAGCCGUUCUCGCGUUAUGCACCGCCCCUCCUUCUACACCUUUGACCAAGGUCAACUUGUUGGGCUCAGAAGACACGAGAGUUCUCACAGUGGCCAACGGUUCAUCCUCUCCGCCUUACAAUGAAUGCCUCCACAUUCUCCUCCAGGAACAGGCGCAGCUUCGUCCAUCCGCGCCCGCCAUUGACGCUUGGGACGGCACACUGACCUACUGGGAGCUCGACAACGCUGCCAACUCGUACGCCAACCUACUUCAGAUUCAGUACAGGAUCAAGGCUGGGGAUCUCGUUAUCGUAUGCUUUGAAAAGUCCAUGUGGUACUUUGUCGCGACCCUCGCCAUCAACAAGGCGGGCGGUGCCUGGGUGCCCAUUGACCCAACACACCCUCCGAGUCGUCAUCAGCAGAUUGCAAGCAAGACUGGGUCGGUCACAGCCCUGUGCUCUCGAGAAUGCCGCAAGCACGUCGAGAACUUGGUGGAAAAUGUCAUCCAGGUGGACUCCGUGACGGCACCUUUCGCACAGGAUGUCCCAGCGGAGAUACAGACGGAGCGAGCAUCAUCACUCGCCCAGCCCCACGACGCAGCCUACGUCUUGUUCACGUCUGGCAGCACGGGCACCCCCAAGGGCUUCAUCAUGGAGCAUCGCGCUGCCUGUACGGGUCAGCGGGCUAUCGCAAAGAGACUCCAAAUGACGAGUGAAACCCGCAUGCUUCAGUUUGCGGCCUUUGUGUUCGACUUUUCCAUUGGCGAGAUUAUCAGCGCCCUGGUGACAGGUGCCUGUGUCUGCGUGCCUUCCGAAGACCAGCGCAUGAACUCUCUGUCCGACUUUAUCCGCGAAAAGGGAGUGACGUGGAUGUUCCAAACACCAGCGCUCCUGAGGACCCUCAACCCGGACAUGGUGCCGACCGUGCGUGUGGUGGGAGUCGGUGGCGAAGCCGUGGGCCAUGACAUCCUUCACCAAUGGUUUGGCAAAGUCCGGCUCAUCAAUGUCUGGGGUCCGGCGGAGGCUUGUUGUAUCUCAAGCUCGCACCAAUGGGCCUCUCUCUCCGAAUCUCCUCAGAUCAUCGGCAAGCCGGUCGCUUGCCAUUGCUGGAUCGUGGACUGCGAGGACACAGAAAAGUUGCUGCCCGUGGGGGUUAUUGGAGAAGUCGUCAUCCAUGGACCCAACGUGAUCAAGGAGUAUCUCGGCGAUCCCGCCAAGACGGCCGCCAGUGUCCUGGAGGGCGACGCUCUGCCAGCGUGGGCGCAGAGGGAAUCCACUCUACCCCCAUGGAGCAGAGUCUACAAGACCGGAGAUCUAGCGUGGUACAGACCUGAUGGCUCCAUGGAGUUCUUGGGUCGCAAGGAUACGCAGGUCAAAAUCAGGGGCUUCCGCGUGGAGCCGGACGAGAUUGAGCAUCUCGCCCGUGAUCACCUGGGAUCCCAUGUACAGGUUGGUGUUGUUGCCUUUGAAAAGGGUGACUCGGGUCAAGGCAAGCCUGCCCAGGAAUUGGCUGCCUUUGUAUGUCCCUCGAACGCAUCCAAGACAGCACAUGUCGAUCUUGUGGACGACUUGGACAUGCUUGCGCAAGAUAUGGUGCUUCCCCCAGACACCGAGGAGCACAAGGGGAUAGAAGGACUCCAACGCUUCCUAAAAAGCCGCCUACCAUCGUACAUGGUACCCACCGUCUUCUUCCCCUGUGCCUACAUGCCUUUCGUCACUUCCGCCAAGCUCGACCGCAAGAAGCUCAGCGCGGUGGCCGCUAUUCUCUUCAAAACGAAUCUUGCCUCGUCUCGCGGCGUCCACAAUACAAAACGGCAACCCGAGACCGAUAUGGAAGAAAAGAUGCAGCACAUCUGGUCCGAGAUUCUCAACCUCCCCCCGAGCGACAUUGGUCUCGACGACAACUUCAUCACCCUGGGUGGCGACUCGAUCACGGCGAUCCGACUAGUCACCAUUGCCCGUUCGCAAGGCAUAAAGAUCUCCGUUGCGCAGGUUUUCGCCGAUCCAACGCUGUUGGCCAUGGCUAGUAAAGCCAAGACCAGUGCUGCGGAAGCCUCCAUGGAGACAGGUGCUGCCACCCUGGAGAGCUGGAUCUUGCUUCCAGACACUUUGACUCCGUCUGGCGUGGAUCGCCUUGUCCGAGACCAAUGCCAGCUCCAAGAGGGUUGUGUGGUAGAGGAUGCAUUCCCCGUGUCGCCUUUGCAGGAAGGUGUGAUGAUGUUGACGGAGCGCUACCCUGGCGCCUAUUUCGGUCGCUUCAUCUUCCAACUCGGAUCGCACGUUGACAUCGGUCGUUUCCGAGCUGCGUGGGAGGCCGUUGUGUCCCUCUGUCCCAACCUUCGCACCCGCAUCGUGCGCGGUCCGGGAGGUGAGCCACUGCAAGCGCACAUCAAACACGGAGCGUGCUGGCAGGACACACAGGGGCUUGACCUGGCCACCUACAUUGCAUUGUCCGACAAGACGCCUCCAGGCUUCGGGUCUGCUUUGAGUAGACAUGCACUCGUGGAGGAUGGCAACACGGGAAAGGCCUACUUUGUCUGGGAAAUUCACCACGCCAUAUACGACGGAUGGAGCUUGAGCCUUAUGAUGCAGUGCUUUGUCCAGGCGUAUGACCAUGGCGGGACGCGCAGUAUGGAAGCUCUUACGCAGAGUUUCAAGGCUGUCCCCUUCCGCAACUUCAUCCAAUUCACCAUAGGGGCGAACAGUCAAGCCUCAGCCGACUACUGGAAGAGGGAGCUCGACGGAGUCAAGGCGUCUGCGUUUCCACCACGAGCGCGUGGCGAUGCCAUGAAAUCCGGAAUUCGAACUACUAAUAUACCUCUUCCAGCUUCCAACAAGACAGGCUUUGUAAGUGCGACCAUUGUUCGCGCAGCAUGGGCCCUGGUUCUCGCUGCCCAUUCUGAGGAUGCAGAGGACGUCUGCUUCGGGGCGACAGUCUCGGGACGCCAGGCAUCUGUCGAGGGCGUUGAGUCCAUGAUUGGGCCCUUGCUCGCGACAGUGCCUGUUAGGACGCGCAUCAGAGGCAACCAGAAGGUGGCCGAUUUCCUCAAGAUGAUCCAGGACCAAGCAACGGGCAUGAUCGAGCACGAGCAGUACGGCCUCCCGAGAAUCGCUCGGCUGGGUCCAGAGGCCAAGGCCGCGACGGAAUUCGGCUCCCUGGUCGUCAUUCAGCCCAAGUACUUUACGGACCAGAGCAGCCACGACCAGAGUGCGAUGAGUAAUCUCGUCGUGCUUGUCAACGAGAGCGAGGCCGAGGCUGCUGGUCCCAGUGUAAACGAGUACUACACAUACCCCCUGGUCCUCCAGUGCCAGCUCAUGGAGGAACAGGUGCAGCUCAGUCUCAUCUACAACAAAGCUUGUCUAUCAGGAGAUCUGGUCGACCGUCUGGGAGAUCACAUGUCUCAUGUAAUCCACCAACUUGUGCAGUUCGCAUCAACAGAUCGUCAGGUUGUAGACAUCCAUGUUGCCUCGCAGAACGACGUUACCCAGGCGAUUGCUUGGAACAGUCCAACGGAUCGAGUGAGCUCUGGUACAAGCACCGACACUCUCCUCCAUCAAGCCGUCACGCGCUGGGCUACGCAAGCACCCAAUCACCCUGCGCUGGUUUCUGCUGAGGGAACCAUAACCUAUGAAGAGUUGAACCUUGUAUCCACGCGUAUGGCCAAGUUUUUGGUACACAAGUACGGAGUUGGCUCUUCCACAAGAGUGCCUGUCUGCAUGGAGAAAUCAGCAUUGACUAUUGUGGCUAUCCUGGCCAUCAUGAAAGCAGGCGGCACCUACAUUCCACUUGAUCCCACUUUCCCCGAAGAGCGCUUGCGAGCCAUCCUGGAUCAAGUAUCAGCAGAGCUCGUCAUUGUCUCCCUGACUACACAAGACUUGUGUCGCUCGCUGGGUGUCAGGACAUUGGUUCUGGAGCCGCGCGAGCUUGUAGAGUACUACGCCGAGGCAGGGUACUACCCCCUUGAUCUGCCUACUAUGUCAUCUACCGACACGGCCUACAUUUUGUUCACAUCUGGUUCCACUGGCACGCCCAAGGGUAUCCUGGUUGGCCACGGGGCAGCGUGCAACAGCGUCAAAGGCUCCGCAUCGUCGGAAGGCUACGAUUUACAUCCCGAGAGCCGUAUACUUCAGUUCUCCAACUUCAUGUUUGAUGUCAGCAUCGCCGAGAUAUUUGGUGCCUUCAUGUUUGGAGGCACCUUGUGCGUCCCAUCAGACACGGAACGUCUCACUGGACUGGCGGACUUUUGCUCCGCGCGGGAGAUCAACACGGCCAUGUUGACAACAUCUUUUGCUACGACUCUCCGUCCUCAGUCUCUGCCCACGAUUACCACUUUGGUUCUCGUGGGUGAAGCGCCAACUCGCGAAGUCCAAGCUCUCUGGUUUGGCAAUGUGAAGAGAUUGGUCAACGCGUAUGGCCCGUCCGAGACGGUCAUGUUCUGCGCUGUCCACGUCUAUAGCUCUCCUGAUGAAGAGCCUUCAACCAUUGGACGUGGAGCACUAGACGCCGACAUCAGUUGCUGGAUCGCCGCCACAGACCACCCAGAGCGACCAGCCCCUCUUGGUUGUGUAGGCGAGAUCGUGGUUCGCUCCCCAUCCUUGGCGAAGGGGUACCUCAAUGACCCUGAGAAGACCCGACAGACUUUCCUUUCCUCCGUGCCCUGGAUCCCUUCCACGCCUACGCAUGGGUUCUACAGAACCGGUGAUCUUGGUCGUUACAAUGUCACGACUGGGACAAUUGAGUAUCUAGGCCGUCGAGACACGCAGACGAAGCUUCGCGGCCAGCGUCUGGACGUUGCGGAGGUGGAGCAUCGCAUGAAGGUCAUUUCUCCAGAGAACACUGGCGUUGCUGCGAUUGUGUCCAAGGAGUCUGACAGAGAGGUCCUCGUUGCCUUUGUAAGCCAGAGCUCAGCGUCGUCGGGCGACCCGGCUCGUUUGUUGCCAACCACAGAGACAACCAACGUCUUCCUUGAUCAGCUCUGGAAAGGACUCAAAUCAGCCCUCCCUUCAUUCAUGGUCCCCUCCCUCUUCAUUCCCGUUACUCGCAUCCCUCUCAACAAUUCUCUGAAACUCGAUCGCCUCAAGCUCCAAAUCCUCCUAUCUGAGGCCUCGGACGACAGCUUGCUCCAGUAUACGGUACCGUUCAAGGCUGGGGAUGAUUCUUCCACUGUUUCCGAGGAGCCCCUAACACCCGUCGAGGCACUUCUGCGCGGUACAUGGGCACAUGUCCUAGGCCUUGACUCUAGUCUUAUUGGCAGACAUGAUAAUUUCCUCGACAUUGGUGGCGACUCCAUUACCAUCUUCCGGAUGAUUGCUCUUGCUGAUGAGCGGCACCUGACCUUGUCGGCUGCCGACGCGUUCGCCAAUCCAACACUUUCUGCCAUGGCUUCUCGUUGCGUCUCGCCAGACGCCAUCGCGUCGCGCGGCCUUGAGGGUUCUGGUCGUGCUCUUCCACGUUUCAGCCUCCUACCUCAGGACAUGUUCGUGGGCGAGAUCCUGCGCUCGGCAGCAACACAAUGCCAAGUCUCUCCUGAGUCUAUCGAGAACUGUUUUCCCUCCACUCCCCUUCAGGAGGGCCUGAUUGCCAUGGCCGAGGGUGCGACUGCCUCGUACGUUGCUAGAUACGUCUUCGACCUCCCGGAAGAUCUUGAUCUCCAGCGCUUCAAGCAGGCCUUGUCCAUCCUGUACUCCUUGACCCCCAAUUUGCGCACCCGCAUUUUCUCCCAUGCCGGUGAAGCAUCAUUCCAAGUCAUUUUGCAAGAUGACGUCCCGUUGAAGGAGCUUACCACCUCUGAAGACGACAUCCAUCAGUAUCUCGGAUCCAACAACAGCAAAGACCUUGUUAUCCGACCCGGCUUUGGCCGUCGUCUCGUCUCCUUCAACCUGGUCUACACUGCAGAUGGUAGAACACACCUCAUCUGGGACAUGCAUCAUGCUGUCUACGACGGGUGGACCCUGAAUAUGAUGCUAGAUAUGCUUCGAGACGCUUAUGUCCGGCAGACACCUCAAGAACCUCAAGUGCUCCCGCUGGAUAUCUACGUCCGCCACAUUCUCGAGGCCUCCAAGGAUCAAGAGGCUUCUGAGACGUACUGGAAGACCCAACUGUCCGACCACGAACCUUCUCAUUUUCCCGGAGGAAAUGACAGAUCCUCGGGUUUCGAAGACGAGCCAAAGGCGAAUUCCACCACCACGUCCCAGCAUAGGUUCGCUCUCCUCCCGACCGCCGCUGGCACAUCCACCGCUACUCUGCCCACCGUACUCCGCGCUGCUUGGGCUAUGGUGCUUGCGGAACACUCAGGCACAAAGGAUGUCGUGUUCGGCAAUACUGUUUCAGGCCGUAGCGCGUCCGUGCACGGCAUCAUGAAAGUUGCGGGACCGACCAUCACCACCUUGCCGAUUCGAGUCCGGGUCCCUACGGCGGCAGAGGACAAGGACAUCUCGACGCUGGACUUCCUUUCCUCCAUGCAGACACAAUCGAACGAGAUGAUUCCUUGGGAGCAUACAGGCUUGCAGACCAUUGCGAAGAUGAGCCCGGAACUCCACGAGGCGUGCCAAUUCCAGAAUCUACUCGUCAUCCAGCCCGGUGCCAGGCUCGAAAAAGACACGAGUGCGGACAGUAUAGAGCCGUUUGAUAAGAUCAAGGUGACGGACAAGACGCACACAUUUCCCGCUGGCCAAAGCCAGUACCACGCGUAUCCUCUCGUCUUCCAGUGCUCCCUGCGAGGAUCCGAGUCCGUCGAGAUUGAGGUCAUCUACAACACGCACUUGCUUUCGGAACAAACCAUCACGGCGCUCUGUCAACAGUUCAGCUACGUCACACUUCAGCUGGUGGCGGCCCUCGGUCCAGGAGAAGCACCAAGGCCACUCUCCUCUGUGCAAGUGCCUUCGACACAUGAUCUCGCCAAGAUGACAGCUUGGCCCUCGAUCAACACCACGUUGGACACCCAUGACGAAUUUGCCCACGCCAACAUCACUAAGCAGUGUGAGAAACGACAAGAUGCAGAGAGUGUGCAUGCGUGGGACGGAACACUCACAUACAAGGAGCUCGAUACUCUUUCCAACCGCCUCGCAAACCAACUACUUUCACUUGGCAUAGCUCCUGGCACAUUUGUGCCGCUUUGUUUCGAGAAGAGCAAAUGGGCCAUCGUGGCCAUGGUGGCGGUGAUGAAGGCUGGUGGUGCCUUUGUCCCCGUGGACCCUACGCAUCCUCGCAACCGCAUCGUUUCCCUGAUCCGAAUGGUCUCGGGUGACCAUGUGGCCCUCUGCUCGCCCUCUACUGCCUCUGUGCUCAGCGGUACGGCGACUCAUGUCCUGCCCAUCUCCACGGCUUUCAUGGCCCAACUGGAGAACACAACCCCCCGCGAUCUCUCUACGCUGGACAGCAACACGGAUCCUUCUCCCGCUGCAUAUGCCAUCUUCACAUCAGGCACCACCGGUGAGCCGAAAUGCGUUGUGGUCAGCCACCGUGCGCUGUGCUCCAGCAGCGCAGGGCAUGCCAGAAGCAUCGGGUUGGGCCCCGGGUCUCGCGUGCUCCAGUUCUCCAACUACGUCUUCGACGUCAGCCUCGGCGAGAUGCUUUCGACCCUGAUGGUGGGCGGCGCCGUCUGCGUCCCGUCAGAAGACGAUCGGAUGGGAAGCAGGCUUGCCGCAUUCAUCGCCAGCAGCCGCACAGACACGGCCAUGCUCACGCCUUCUGUUGUCCAGACGCUGCAUCCCUCAGAAGUACCUGGUCUCAAGACGCUGGUCCUCGGUGGUGAGGCCCCGACCAAGGAGAAUGUGAGGACGUGGCACGGUCGGGUCAAGUUGCUCAAUGGCUACGGGCCCGCCGAGGCCUGCAUCUACUGCAGCGUCGCGGAGGUGUUUGACCCUGAGGAGGACCCGACCAUCAUCGGUUCGGGCUCCAACUUCCACCUCUGGGUGAUGGAUGUCAAGAACCCCAGCCGUAUCGUGCCGCCCGGCUGCGUCGGUGAGCUUCUGGUCGAAGGGCCCGGCCUGGCCGAUGGUUAUCUGGGCAACCCCGUCGCAACGCGUGACGCCUUUGUCGAGGUCGACACGAGCACCUGGUCGGCAUCGGGGCUCGUCCAGCAAGGUGCCUUGCCAGUCAGAAGAAUGUACCGCACGGGCGACUUGGCCCAGUACUGCCCGGACGGCCGCGUCAAGUACCUGGGUCGCAAAGACAGCCAAGUCAAGAUCCGUGGUCAACGAGUGGAGCUUGGUGAUAUCGAGUACCAAGUCCAGAAAAUUACGGCAAAUCUCCAAGACGCCAUCAAGCAUUGUGUCUCUGACGUUCUAAACGUGGGUAGUCGCCAGACUCUAGUGGUUGUGCUAAGCCACGGCGAGGCGAGCCAACACGCAAUGACGAGACCUAUCAUGGCUACGCAAGCAUUCAAGAAGGAGAUCGCACAAGGCCUCCAGGUCCUAGACGCGGCUCUACCUCCCUACAUGGUCCCUCGUCACUUCAUCCCCGUGACGAGCGUGCCCUGCAACGCCUCGGGCAAGAUCGACCGGAGAAGACUGCGCCGCGAACUCGAGGUUCUGACGGCGGCAGACAUGCAAGCAUUUUACGUCUCCUGCGAUUCAUCGGAAGAGGUAGAGGUCGUGGGAACUUCAACGCCUACCAACUCUGUGGAGCGCAGCAUUCACUCCAUCUGGGCAGACGUACUACGCCUACCGCCCAAGGCCUUUGGGGUGACAGAGAGCUUCACUCACCUUGGAGGCGACUCUAUCAAUGUCAUCAGUAUGAUCAAGAAGAUUGAGGCUCGUCUCCAGGUCAAGAUGAGUGUCCGGGACUUCAACGGCCGCACCACAACCGUGGCUGGUCUGGCGAGAACAGUCGAGGCGAGUCGAACAAGCACAAGCACGAGCUCGGCGUCCGAGUCCGACUUGUCGUCUGACGUGCCCUCUGUGGAUCUACCAAAGGAGAUAGCCACGCUCACUGAUGAGGUCACAUCUCGUUUGGCUGUGGAUAAUUGGAGAGGUCUAUCUACGACAGCAGCCGGUGUCUCGACCGUGUUCCUCACGGGCGCCACUGGAUUCCUCGGCAACGAGAUACUUCGCCAGCUUCUCCUCUCACCCAAGAUAUCCCGCGUCGUCGCCUUGGUAAAAGCUUCCUCACCUGAGGCCGGCCUUGGCCGCAUCGUCAAGUCCGCGACCUUGGCUGGCUGGGCAUCCCACCUCCACCCAGCGGCACUGCGCAAGAUGGAGAUUUGGCCAGGCGACUUGUCAUUGCCUCGUCUAGGCCUGACAGCAGAGCAAUGGUCCCGCUUGACACGGCAAGGCCACGGAGACAGGGAGCAUGGAAUCGACGCCAUUGUUCACAACGGCGCCUCUGUCAACUGGUUCACCGAUCUGGAGGGCCUAUACGCAGCCAACAUCACCUCCUCGGUGCAGCUCGUUUCGGCUGCCCUCGAGGGCGGAUCCAGAUUCGUGUAUGUGUCAGGGGGCGUCAAGGCCGUCAACACACAAGACCACCAGAUGGAGGUGGCGAGGCAGCUCUCUAAGACGGGGACCGGCUAUGUCCAAAGCAAGUUUGUGGCCGAAAGCGUCAUCCACAACAUUGCCGCCACAAUCUCGGGUCCGAACCCAAUCUCCAUCGUGAAGCCUGGUGGCAUCGUCGCGGCUGUGUCCUCUGAUGGCGUCUGUAACUCGGACGACUUCCUCUGGCGGAUUGUGGCCACGGCUACCGCACUCGGAGCCUACCCUAUGGAGCCCGACGACCACUGGCUUUUCCUCGACGACGCGCAGAGUGUCGCCCAAGUUGUGUUGGCGCAGCUCGACACCAGGCUCCCUGAGUCUGGUGAACAUGAAUCCUUUGUGGACACGCAGUGCGGGCUGAGCGUGCCCGCCUUCUGGGAGAUCGUCAACGAGGAACUGUCUCCGGAGGCCUCAACCCUCCGCGCCCUGUCUUGGGAUGAAUGGUCCUCGGCAGCCCGCACGCACAUGGAAGCCGUGGGACCAACGCACCCCCUUUGGCCUGUCCAGCACUUUCUCGGACAACUGGCCACCGGCAGUAAACCCGCGGACGGCUACACGGAGCAAGACACGCACCGGGUGACAGAAGCCGUCCGCAGCAGCUUUCGCUAUCUUCGCCGGGCGGGCUUCAUCUCGCCAGGCGCUACGGCUGUCUCGCAUCUCGAAGGUCAAGGUAUCGCGCCCCGCCAGGACGGAAAGAUGGAACUGUUUGGGCGGUCUUCGGCGCGACAAGUCCCCUUUCCAGGUGGUUCUCCCUGA